AAAAGUAUGAAAUUGCCCAGAGAUUGAACGACGUUCACGGAAGCUUUGUCGUCACUCAUACGCACCGACAGCACCCCAGUACCCCAGUACCCCCGUAGUUUCCUGGAACAUCUACGUACACUCACUCACUCAUUCACUCAUUCACCCACACCACGGUUCAUACGGAGGAUGAUAGGAGCUUGCCUCAUUCCUUCACUGUGGCCUCAAGUGUAAGAAGAUGAGGAACUAAGUUUUGUGUGUAGAAUCUGUGUCGUCUUCGUUGUGAGACGGAUGAAAGGAGGAUAGGAACAGGAACAGAAUCACUAGCCAACAGCAGCAUCCCACGUCGUCUGCUCCUUCAUCUUCUGCCCGAUCCUAUUAUCACUCCGUCUACUGCUUCCAGUCGAAGCUUGGGCGAAACUCGCCAAUGCGGACUUGUUAGCUCGAAUGGGUCCAAAGUGAUCUCUAGCCGUCAAAAAGCGUCUUGACGGACCAAGCUAUCUCUGGACCUCGUUCGCAGACUCAUUUCGAACGUUCGACCCUUUGAUUCAAAAAGUCCCACGUCUCGUUGCUCGAAACGAAGAAAAAAAGGGACUCAAGAGAACCAAUCGAGCGUGAACAAACGUGAUCCUGGGAAAUAGUGUCGGGAUUGGCAGGAACACAUCAUGGUCCGUGAUCAUGCAUAGACUACUCUCAUUGGUGAUCCUGCUCUUGUCUUGUGGAACAUUCCACCGAGGCUGGGCUUCAGUGCAAGUAUUCAACCGCCCCAUUGAUAUCACUCCAAACUUUACAGGGUUCAAUUGUGACUUCGAGGAGGGCGAAGAGUGCCUUUGGACUUGGGAGAAUGACAGUUUUGAGGGCUCAAAGCCCGCCUACCGAGACCAAUCUUGGCCGGGACAGCACGGCUUCUCCCGACUGAACGGCUUCGAUGUGCAACGAUUGUUCAACCGAUCCAAACAAAUCGAGAACGCCAUGUUCUUUGGACCCCAUAAAGACAACCGUGGCCGAAGCGAUGGUCAUUUCCUCUACCUUUUGGGACAUCCCAUCUCCUCCGAAGAGCCUGUCACCGACAAGCGACUCAUCAGUUCACCCAUCAAGGAAUCGGGCACGGAAUGCUCGUUGGAGAUGACGCUCUUCUAUCAGGGGAUCCGGGGUGCGGAAGUCGUGGUUGGCACACAAAACCUCUACAAGGCCUACAGUGUCAGUUCUAGGCACGUGUUCCAAGACAAUAACGCCACCACUCACGGACGCUGGGCCCACAUGAAGAUGAGGAUUGGUCGCUAUCUCAAGCCAUUCUCCGUGUCUAUUGAGAUUAAAAGACAUCAGGCCAGCAAGCCUGGAUCUUUCAUUGCCAUGGAUGCCGUGGUAUUGGACAAAUGCACUCCGGAGAGCUCCAUGCCCAUCGAUUGCUCGAGUUCUCCACGCGAGUAUUAUGUGUGCCCGGAUGCCCAGGGUGUGCCUUGCAUGCCAGCAGCCUCGGUCCUCUGUGAUCUCCAUCGGGAUUGUCCCGGAGGACACGACGAAGACGAUCCAAUAUGUGAUGCCAUGCCGCUUGGAUCUCAGUGUGACUUCGACGAAAACGACAGCCUCUGUGGAUGGGAGGUCUACAGUCAAAGCAUCGACCACCAAUUCAGUCAUGAGAACCGGGAAUGGUCCCUUCGCAACGGGGGUACCAAAUUGGGUGGCAUCACCGAGCAGCACCAAGGGAACUACCUUUAUCUGGAAUACAAUGGCUCGAGAGUGGGGAACUUUCAAACUGCCAUGCUUCGAAGUCCCACAUUUCCACCCCAACCCAAAUACAACGCAAACGCUACCUCGAGAUAUUUCGAAUCGUGUCGGAUACGCCUUUCGUAUCACGUGAUGAGCGAAUCGAUCACACCAGGAUUCCUGGAUUUGUACGUUCACUAUAAGAACGAUUCUUCAUUGGAUGGUAGCGAAAUUGAACAUAAACUCACCCGUGUCACCACCGACGAACUUAUGAUGGAUCACUACGGGUGGAAGCGGUGGGAAGCCGUGAUCCCGCCCAUGCCGCAGCUCAGAUAUAACAUUUUCUUGGUCGGUUCCAACGGUUUGGGCACAAGGAACGAGAUGGCAGUGGACAAUAUCACCCUAAGCCCACAGUGUUUUGGCUUGGGAGUUCCACAAGAAGAACUUCAAGGAUGGCGCCCCAGCAUGACCGAUAAGGAGUUUUGCCAGCAUUACAACCGAACCCAAUGCUCGCGUCCCGAAAAGUCCGAGGAGUAUUUGUUUAAUUCUUGUAAAGCCCGCAGGGGCGCCAUCGGACCCACCCAAAAGCAUUGCGAUGACGCCUACAGCAAGUCCAACACGAAGGUUCUCAUUGGAGAUCCCGGAAAGACCAAGGACGAUGUCCACAUCUUCGGUUAUGUGACUGGAAUCCAGAGGUGGAAGGUGCCCAAGACCAAAAUGUAUUCAUUUAUCGUGAGUGGCGCAAGUGGGGCCGUGGGUCGGCGGAACCGGCUGGAAAGCCGGGCCGAUGAAAUUCGAGCCAUCAUGUGGCUGGAGGCCAACGAGACCGUUUUCAUCUUGGUGGGUCAACAAGGCAACUCGUAUUGCCCAGUCAAUUCGAUCAUUAUUGCUGAAGGUCGUUGUGAUGGAACCUUGGGAACCUUGGGCUCGGAUCGGAAGAAACGCUAUCUCAUGAACGAUGACAGACACAUGGAUAACUCACAUAGUCAUCCGAGAAGUCCAAAGAAGAGCGCUGAUGUUCGAACCAUCGCUCGAAUCAUGUCCUCCACGGAUAACAAGCACCUCAACUCAGGUUAUGUGGAAACGCCCGAGUCAGAAAUCUCCGACCAAACCCAUCAUGGACAAGUUAUCAAGAACGAACCGUUGAAUGCGACCCAUUUGAACGCCAAUGACAACAUCGAGAUGGUCCGAACCGAGAGCAAGAAGAAGGUCACCUAUGAAGGGGGAGGCGGAGGGGGCGGGGCCACCAUUAUCUUUAGGAUUCGUAACAAUCAUACCGUUGAGCCUUUGUUCAUUGCGGCUGGAGGUGGUGGCGCCUCUGACCACCAAUCUGAGCAAUAUGGUUCGCCCAGUGUCAACCCCGAUGCCAAAGGCUAUGUCCACCUCAAGGCCAAGCUUCAAGAUUUGAUGGCACUCGUCUCAAAGCGUGAUAUGGAUGCAGGUUCCGGUGGAGGUUGGAACCGAACCUUAAGUGUUCCAAUUAAGUUCGAAGAGGUUUUCGAAGCCUUUGAAAAAGGACUCAGAGUGAAUCCAGCCGGAUUCUCGUCGGACAAUAGUUGGAUGGGCGGAUUGCGUUGCAGCCCCAAAUCGCACCAAUAUGGCGGGUUCGGUGGGGGUGGAGCUGGGUGCAAAGGCGGAGGCGGAGGCGGAGGAUUCGUGGGUGGAAAAGGAGGCGACAACGACACUCAGAACGGCGAAGGUGGCUGGUCCUACUUCAACUCUGAGGCUGUGGUGAAGAUCUUGAGCCCAUCGUCAGCUUUCCGCAAUGCACCUGCCCGAGGGGACAUUCCAAGCACCUGGAAGCAUCGCGGAGCUGGCCAAGUUCAAAUCAUCGAGGCCUUGCCUGACCGCUAUUGCCAUACCAAUUGCAGUUCAUUUGGGGCCGUGUGCAUGACAUUCGAUCCUGAGGAGGAUAUCCGAGGCUGUGUGUGUCCCAAUGGAAUCAUCCUCACCCAUAGCGGCCUUUGCUCAGACGAGAUUCCCAUGUACGCUGUGAUCGCGUAUGCUAUUGGAUGCUGUUUGGCCUUCAUCAUGGUGGCCUUUUGUUGCCGAGUCUUGUAUAUGCAAUACCAACGACAACACAGCAAGGAUCUGAGACGAAAGAUGCUGGCCAGCAAUGGAGGCGGACCCGAUAGUCAACUUCACCGGAUUCGAGCCAUGACCGGGAUGAAUGGGAACGGGGACAUGCUUUUGACGGAAUACAACCCGAAUUACGAGUUCGGGGGUGGAACCUUCACCCUUCAAGAUCUUUUGGAAAUCCCUCGAGAAAAUCUGAGAAUUGUCAAAGCCCUCGGCCAAGGUGCCUUUGGCGAGGUGUAUCAAGGAUUCUACAAGAAAUCGCUCACGGAUCCUUCGGAAACAGCCGUGGCCAUCAAGACUCUCCCGGAGCUGAGCUCGAACCAAGCCGAAAUGGAUUUCCUCACUGAGGCCCUGAUAAUGAGCAAAUUCACUCACGCUAAUAUCGUUCACUUCAUUGGCGUGUGUUUCGAUAAACAUCCUCGAUUCAUCGUGUUGGAACUUUUGGCCGGGGGUGAUCUCAAAACCUUUCUCCGGGAAUCUCGACCCAAGCCCGAUCGCCCUUCGCCUUUGGUUAUGAAGGACCUUUUGAUGUGCGCUAUGGAUGUGUCUAAAGGCUGUGAAUACCUUGAGGAUCAUCACUUCAUUCAUCGGGAUAUCGCAGCCCGGAAUUGCCUUCUGACGGGAACGGGUCCGGGACGCAUUGUCAAGAUCGCGGAUUUCGGCAUGGCCAGAGACAUCUAUCGCGCAGAUUACUACCGAAAAGGAGGAAAGACUCUAUUGCCAGUGAAAUGGAUGCCACCCGAGGCCUUCUUGGAUGGCAUAUUCACUUCCAAAACCGAUGUCUGGUCGUUCGGCAUCCUUCUAUGGGAAGUCAUGUCAUUGGGCUACAUGCCAUAUCCAGGACGGGGUAAUCAAGAGGUGAUGCAACUGGUAACCAACGGAGGGAGAUUGGAACCGCCUAAUUACUGCCCAGGUCCCGUGUACGGUCUCAUGUGCCAAUGUUGGCACCCAAUCCCCGAGGAGAGGCCGAAUUUCAAAACCAUUCUCGAACGCUUGGGCUAUUGCAUGCAGGACCCCGAGGUCGUGAUGGCUCCUCUACCCAUGUUCCACCGACCAUUAUCGUUGGACAGCCGCGACACUUCCGCCAGCUCAGGAUCGGGAGGUCGAGGAGUGGAUACCAGUGCGGAAAGCGGUAGUGGUUUUAGUCUUCCCAUGAGGAAUCAACGAACCUCAUCUGUACCUGACUCGCCUAGUACCUUGAAUGGUAACGGCACCUCGUCCGACUAUCUCGUUCCCACGAACGGCUCUGCUUCAUCGAAGCGUCCGAGUUUUCGCUCCCAAUCGCAAAGUAUUGAGUCUUCCAUGGAGGCCGAGGCCCAACCUGUCCAGAGAGUUGGGCGUAAUGGAAACCCAAUAGAACUGGAAACUAGUUUCACAAAGUCUCCCCGGAGGUCAGACGGGUACAGCACCUUGCCCCAGGUGGACAAGCAACCCGAUCCUGUGCAACACAUGGAGUUACAGAAGGGACGUAUCUCUAACCGUGCGUAUGGUUUGUCGGGCGUCCGAGAGCCUCAUACUCAGCGCAUGAUGAGCGGUUCCAAGUCUACCCAGCCCCUACUGGACGACGAUACGUCCCCGCCACUAUCGCCUGAGCACCCACAACCCAAUGGACACUCAUCAUCUGUGAUCAAUCCUUCAUUUCAAGGGGAUCGGGACUUGGCAAAUUGUCCCUUGGGCCCCUUGCCUCCCACACCUACGGAUCCUACUUCCUCAGAUGCUCAAACUCCUAGUUCACACCAGAGCUUGUCCUUGGACGUGAACUCCCUGCGGGGUCAAAACCCUGCCCCCUUGUCUAUGAGCCGUAACGCGGGCUAUUCCUCCGGGCCUUCGGUACAUGUUAGGGACAAGUAUCCCUACACGAUACCGUCAGCUUCGAAAGAGGAGCCCAAAAAUGAGAUAUCCGUGUAGGGAGUCAGUUUUCCCAAAUGUUUUGCUCAAAGGCUCGAUCUCCUUCAAUGGACUGAAUCAUCUUGUAUUGAUCGAGCUUGAACGAGCCCACCACAUUCAUUGGGUACGUUAUUAGAAACGGUCGCAUCUGCGACCAACUUGUCAAUAUCCCCUCAAGAAGCACGUCAUUGCUGUGAGACAACUUAUCUGUGUUAACAAAUAUUGCUCGUCAACUGGACAUGGAAAGAAUGUUCUUUUUCAUGGAAGUCAAUAGUCACCACACAACUUGUAUUAACUAGCAUGCUUUUCAUGAAAUAAAAGAUUUUCACCUUGA
Molecule: messenger RNA, 5986 nt
Organism: Tigriopus californicus
Lineage: Eukaryota; Metazoa; Arthropoda; Copepoda; Harpacticoida; Harpacticidae
Product: tyrosine-protein kinase receptor-like
Exons: 20
Coding region: 658-5673 (1671 amino acids)
Biological process (GO): multicellular organism development; positive regulation of kinase activity; cell surface receptor protein tyrosine kinase signaling pathway
Cellular component (GO): signaling receptor complex; membrane
Molecular function (GO): protein binding; transmembrane receptor protein tyrosine kinase activity; ATP binding
Source: RefSeq, a predicted model, not a curated record